This is a messenger RNA of Hirsutella rhossiliensis, 1440 nucleotides long. Its product is annotated as ENTH domain-containing protein. Gene Ontology annotation, cellular component: plasma membrane; clathrin vesicle coat; endosome. Gene Ontology annotation, biological process: endocytosis; actin filament organization. Bases 1 to 1440 code for a protein of 479 amino acids. The transcript has 8 exons. NCBI's taxonomy places the organism in Eukaryota, Fungi, Ascomycota, Sordariomycetes, Hypocreales, Ophiocordycipitaceae. The record is from RefSeq and is a predicted model, not a curated record. Gene Ontology annotation, molecular function: phospholipid binding; clathrin binding.
AUGUCCAGGGUCAUGCGAAGCGUCAAGAAUGUGACCAAGGGCUACUCCAGUACCCAGGUCAAGGUCCGAGAAGCCACGUCUAACUCGCCGUGGGGCCCGUCAGGGACGCAGAUGAGCGAAAUCGCGCAGAUGACAUUCAACACGUCGACCGAGUUCUACGACAUCAUGGACAUGCUCGACAAGCGCUUGAAUGACAAGGGUAAGAACUGGCGACACGUCCUCAAGGCCUUGAAGGUCUUGGAUUACUGCCUGCACGAGGGCUCGGAGCUGGUCGUCACCUGGUCUCGCCAAAGCAUUUAUAUCAUCAAGACGCUGCGCGAAUUUCAAUACAUCGACGAGGAUGGCCGAGACGUGGGCCAGAACGUGCGGGUUGCUGCCAAAGAACUUACGUCUUUGAUCGUCGACGAAGAACGACUUCGCGCCGAACGAAGCGACAGGCGAUCGUGGAAGUCUCGGCCGCGGCGACCCCGAGAAAGGCGGCCGAUGAAUGAGGAAGAGGAUGCCGAGUACCGAUUGGCCCUCGAAGCGAGCAAGCAUCAGGAAGAAGAAGACAGGAAAAAAAGAGAAAGCCGGCAAGACGACGAUGACGACGAUGAUUUGGCAAAGGCCAUCAAGCUCAGCAGGGAAGAAGAUGAGAGGAGGCGCCGGGAGUUGGAAGAAAGCAACGCAACGUCCCUCUUCGACGAUGGACCCGCCCAGAACCCCCAGCCACAGUUCACCGGCUUCAACCAGGGAUAUCAACAGGGCAACCCCGUUGACUUCUUCGCCAAUCCUAUUGACCAGAGCCAAAUGCAGCCGCAGCCCACUGGAUACCUCGGAAACGCCUACACCGGUUUCCAACAGCCCCAGCCAACCGGCUUUCAACCCAAUUACAAUGCCAACUUUGGCAUGGGAAUGGAUCCCUACGGCCAGCAGGGCAUGCAGCCAUUCCAGCCGCAACCGACCGGGUUCAAUCCCAAUAACCCCUGGGCCACCAACAAGCCUCAGCAGCAGCCCCUGAAGCCAACGCCCACCGGGUCCAACAACCCGUUUGCCCAGUUCAACCGGCCCGCCCAGCCUCAGCAACCGCAGCAGCUGCAGUCCCAGCAGCCGCAGCCUUUCAAUCCGCCGCAGAAGAACAUGAGCGAUUACGAGUCCAAGCUCAACUCCCUGCUUGCCACUGGUGACGGCAUGGAUACAUACGGCAAUACUGGCGAUCUCCGAAUCCCCGCCCAGCAUACCGCCCCCGGGACUUUCGCGAACAGUGCUGGAUCGGGCAUUCAGCGGCUCAACGCGGAUGCUACUGGCAACAACCCUUUUAUGAGGCAGCAGUUCACCGGCAUGCCAAGCAUCAGCUAUGGCGGCCAAGCUCCGAAUGCGACCGGCCCGGGCGGCAGCAAUCCCUUUGGGGCUCAGCGACCGCAGCAGCAGUCUCAAAACCAAGAUCUUAUCCAGUUCUGA